AUGACUGGUCUACUCACUUCACCGCUUUCUUCUAAUACGAAUGCUGCAAAACGUUUUCAACUUAGCCAGGUCACCGAUUCGCAACUCUCGACAAGCCCUGUGUGUCGGAUCUGUUUUGCGCAAAAUGACGACGUCAACACGAAGCUGAUUCGGCCGUGCAACUGCAAGGGAUCUGUCGCCUACAUUCACAACCGAUGUCUACUUCAAUGGGUCACGACAACAAAUAAAAAGGUUUGUGAGAUUUGCACAUACCCCUACGAAAUGAUCACCGAUGGAUUGAAACCGAUGAAAGAAUGGAAGUGGCCACACGCUUUAGAUGAUUCAUGGGAGGACGAGCUUGACUUUCGUUGUUCAAUUGCCUGGUUGAUGUUCAUGUCAAUAAUCUUUUUUUCGGUCGUCAGAAAUGGUCUAUCCGAUCUGCCAAAUGUCAUCGGCUCUGUUAUUGGAAACAGCACAAUCUGGUAUAAAUUGUGGUGGCUAACGUUUUUUCUCAAUGGGCUCUACUAUGGAUCAAUUGUGCUUUUGGUGUACGAUCAAUGGAUGUUCGAAAAUUCCCGCUUCAAAUUCAAAAAUCGCGAUGAGGCUGAUGUUUUAACUGCCCGAACCACGUCAACGCAUUCGAUCAACGAUGAGAAAAGACUUCACAACCGAUUGGAA
Mesorhabditis belari is the source of this 657-nucleotide messenger RNA. The record is from the annotation of a GenBank genome assembly. Lineage: Eukaryota; Metazoa; Nematoda; Chromadorea; Rhabditida; Rhabditidae.